AUCUAGCCUUAAUUUUUAAGGUUAAUAAGUAGUAGCAAAUGAAAAACAGGACUUAGCUCUGGUCAAUUACAUGGCUCUUCAUGUAUUCUUCCUCAUCGUCACCACCGCCAUCGUUGCCACCACCAUCUCCGCCACUGAUCACAUAGUCGGAGCUAACAAAGGUUGGAAUCCCGGCAUCAAUUACACCAUUUGGAGCAACAACCAAACCUUCUACAUUGGUGACUUCAUAUCAUUUAGGUAUCAAAAGACACAACACAAUGUGUUACAAGUGGACAAAGUAGGAUACAAUAAUUGCACAAUAGAAGGUGCACUAAGGAAUUGGAGUAGUGGAAAAGACUUCAUUUUACUUGACAAGUCCAAGAGGUACUACUUCAUUUGUGGCAUUGGUGGAUGUUCUAAUGGCAUGAAGGUCUCUGUUCUUGUUCACCCUCUUUCACCUCCUCCUAGGUCAGACGCCGUCUCCGCGGUGCAUUCUUCCGAAAAAUCUGAUGCUCCGGUGACAUUUCAUGGUAAUUUUGGGUCGAUAUUGGUGUUCGUUGGACUAUCA
Messenger RNA from Solanum lycopersicum (tomato), 547 nucleotides. The record is from RefSeq and is a predicted model, not a curated record. NCBI's taxonomy places the organism in Eukaryota, Viridiplantae, Streptophyta, Magnoliopsida, Solanales, Solanaceae.